AUGUAUAGACAUCACAAUGUCAAUGAAUGUCUUAGCGGUAUUCACGACUGCAAUAUAAACGCAGAAUGCACCAACACUAACGGAUCUUUCACAUGUUCUUGUAACGCAGGUUAUUCGGGAGAUGGUAAAGUCUGCACAGAUGCAGAUGAGUGUAUAUUGAAAACAGAUAGUUGUCAUGCAAAUGCGACUUGUGAAAAUACAAUAGGAUCUUAUAAAUGUACAUGCGAAUCGGGCUAUACGGGGGAUGGCAUCUUCUGUUCAGAUAUUAACGAAUGCGCCGGUGCAUCAAAUACCUGUCACGCAAAUGCUGAUUGCGUCAAUAGCGCUGGUUCAUUUUCGUGUUUUUGUAAAUCGGGAUACACCGGAAACGGUGUUAUAUGCAUAGAUACCAACGAAUGUCUUACAAAUAGUCACAACUGCGAUGUAAACGCUGAAUGCAUGAAUACAGAUGGAUCUUUCGAAUGUUCAUGUAUGUCAGGCUAUUCUGGAGGUGGUCGAGUGUGUUCAGAUGUUGAUGAGUGCUUAUUAGGGACACAUAAUUGUCAUCCAGACGCAAACUGCUCGAAUACAAAUGGAUCUUUUGCGUGUUCAUGCAAUCCAGGCUAUAUUGGAGACGGUAUAAUUUGUACAGAUAUUGAUGAAUGUGGAAUUGGAAGUGAUGACUGUAGUCCUGGACAACGAGGUAUUUGUACGAACCAACCUGGAUCAUUCAACUGCUCCUGCGCAACAAACUACGCCGGAGAUGGACGUAACUGUCAAAAAAUAGUUGUACUUCGGAAAAUGAAAGUCGUCUCAAAGAAACCACGAAAAGCAGUUUUAAAAAUCGUUUCUCGGAGAAGGCACAAAGAAUACGAGGUUGAAGUUCGAAACUGGUGGACUGGACGAACAGUUUUCACUCGAAGAUUUACAGAUCCUAAAAAUAAUUUACUUGUUGAUAUUAAUGACUUAAAUCCGGAUUCUGACUACGAAGCAAGAGUCAGGGUUUUAGUUCUUAGAAAUGGAUACCAGGUUGAACCUGAUUUUAGUGGAUGGAAAUAUUUUUAUACGCCUAUGGAAAAAUCCCCGUGUACUUUAAAAGUUCAGCAGUCUUUUGUAUCAGCUUACAACAAUAUUUACAGUUCUGAAUCUCAAGUGUUUGUUGCCACGCUCAUAUACAACGUACAAUUGAAUUAUCCAAGCAACUUCAUUUUGACAAUUUUUGUUUGGAAUUUAUUUCCUGGUAGCGUUGAAGCGUUGAUGGAGAUUGAAACAAAUUCUACAACGAAUCAAACUUUAGAUGAAGUCACUCCUACUAAUUCUAGUUAUGCAUUAUCAACAAUUCCAAAAUAUGACGACCCUCCACCAGAAAAUGUUACCAUAACAAAAGUAACCACUUCUGAAGUUACAAUCCAAUGGCUUGCUUACACAAAUGCAGUUGAAUAUCAAAUAUAUGUCGAACACACGGAAUCAAAUGAGACUUUCACAACAAAUGCAACAAGUUAUUUUGUGAUUGAUCUUCCUCCGAAUACACCUGUUGUUAUUUCUGUUCGUGCUGUCAUUUCCGACGGAACAAAACGAUUUUCGAACUAUAGUACUGACAUUGAGAUUACAACAAUGGCGGAGGGCCCCGCAGAUUUUUCCAUCACGGUGCUAACUGGGAAUUCUAUUAUUGUGACGUUCGACGAAGUAGAUACAGCAGAAACCUACUAUAUCACUUUCAAAAAUUAUCCUGAAUUUGACUUCACGAUUUCUGCCGAUAAUGAAGUGAACGGAACAUUUAGUAAGCAAGUUGAUGGCUUGACAGCAAAUACAUUAUAUGAUAUUGGAAUUGUAGCUGACGUCGGGGGAAUGAACAGCACCGAGUCGAGAUCUUCUGCCACCACAGGUCCUGAAACUGUUUCUGGAUUAGCUAUCUACAACGUCACAAAAGAUGGUUUCAGCAUUGAAUUCAGUUCAGUGACUAUAGUACCAGCAAUUUACACUGUUUAUGUAAUCAAGUAUAAAUCGUUAUCUGGAACCCAGGAAUACAUUACAAACAAAACUAAUGAGUUUAUCGUGGCUGCAAACCCAAUUACAACAGACUACAGCGUAUCAGUGGCGUACAAAACAGCUAUAUUUUCACCGUUCUCUGCUUCCGCAAAAACAAAAUUAUGGAAUGUAACUGGAGUUACGGAUGAAAGCAUAUCUUUAUCUUGGAAUACUUUUAAAACUGCAACCACUUACGAACUUUCAAUAUUUCCUGGGCCGAGUUCAAGCGAACAGGCGACAACAACCAAAACAUUUUCUGGACUAACAAGUGGAGUUGAACACACAAUUCAGGUUUCAGUGGAUGGCACAAUCUUGUUUACCAUUCCACAGAUCACAUGUCCGCCAGUGGUACAAAAUCUUGUGUGUUCACCAAAAACAUUGGAGUGCAUAACAGUGACUUGGGAUGAAUCUUUAUCUGCAACAUCGUACAUGGCAUCAGUGGUUGAGAAUCAAUUUGCAUCAGCUAAUAUUUCAUUCGGUGAUAGAACUGCGAAUAUUUGUAGGCUUACUGCUGGAACGAAAUACACUGUAACUUUAAAAUCCGCUAAUAGUCAAUGUGAAAGUGCCAUUGCCACAAAACAAGACUGCGUCACAGAUACAGAUGAAUGCGCAAGUUCCGGAACGAAUACUUGCAGUGAAAAUGCACAAUGUCAAAAUACCAUAGGAUCAUUCACUUGCACUUGCAUAUCUGGAUACACAGGAAACGGAAUUACAUGUACAGAUAUCGACGAGUGUACCGAAGGUCUAAGUUUCUGUAGCAACAAUGGUAAAUGUACAAAUGUGGAAGGCGGUUUUAGUUGUUCUUGCAACUCUGGAUAUUCCGGAAACGGUAUAAUCUGCACAGAUAUUGACGAAUGUGCUUCGGGAUAUCCCAACAAUUGCACCAGAAACACCAAUUGCACCAAUAAUGAAGCAAGUUAUUCGUGUGUUUGUAAGACUGGAUACAACGGGAAUCCUUAUUUACCAGGAACAUGUCAAGAACUGGAAACUCUUUCUGCUCCUGAAUGGAUUUACGUCUCAACAAACUUGGUCAUUUUUGAAAUAAAGUUAGACCUACCACAUCAGGAAUAUGAGACUAAAAUCUACAACACAGAUGGGACAUUGAAAGAAUCAAAAACUGUAAAAAGUACUCAAAUAUCAUCUUUCACUAAUUUGGUAGAAGGAACAAAAUAUACCAUUACCGCAAGGAUUACGAAACUUCAGAACGGUGCAUCAGUUUCUGGUUCGGAAAGUACAACACUAAACAUUGAAACAAAAACGGCCCCCGUUGUAAUAUUCAUGGUGUUAACUGAUUUGACAUACUCGACGGAUUUGCAGGAUAGAACAAGCGAAAAUUUUGUAUCAACAUCAAAUACAUUCAGAUCGAGAUUUGGAAGUGCAUUGCCAGGAUACUACAUCAAUAUUACCAUCCAUGAUUUUUUCGCCGGAAGUGUUGAAGCAUUGAUGGAAAUUGAGAAAAAUACAUCGUCGCCUUUGACUAUUUCAGGGGCAACGGUCACAAGUGGCAGUAUAUCUGAGAGUACCACAAGUUCUGUUAGCCCUCCAGCCAAUUUCCGUUUGAAUUCGGCAACUACUGAUGGAUUUACCGCAACUUGGGAUCCAGUGACUGGCGCAACAAAAUAUCUUCUGGAAAUUCAAUGUAACAAUGUGACAUCUCCUCCACAAUACGUAACAUCAACAUCUGCGAAUGUGGAUAGUUUAUCACCCAACACAGCUUGUGCAGCCACAGUUCGUGCAAUCGUAGGAACACAAAUUACUUCAUCUACCGACCCUCCCUUGACUAUUACUACACUUGCCAAGACUCCGUCUAUCAGUCUCAGCUCAAUGGGAGGCACCGGUAUUCGUGUAGAGUUUGAUGCAGUAAGCGCAGCAGACAAUUACUAUAUAACCUUGAAUGACACCUCCACGACAAGAGAAACGUUAACAGCAGCUGAUGUUGUCAAUAAUAAACUGACUAAGGAUAUUACCGGAUUGACUCCAGCUUCAACUUUACUUGUAACUGUGCAGGCAGAAGUUGGUGGCGUGAAUGGAACAGAAUCUUCAGAUACUGUAACUCUUGGUCCUGAAACCGUGUCUGGCUUAAUUCUUUUCAACGUUACCAAAACCGGAUUUGAUUUUGUAUGUGACACUGUUUCAUUGCAAGGCGGAACACCGGUGACUUAUGUUGUCAAAUAUAUUACUGGUACUGUGGAGAGAAUAGUAGAAACAACGUCGAAUACAGCUUACAUUGAAGCAACUCCGCUUGAUACAAUUUACAAUGUUUCAAUCGCGUAUAAGACAGACAUACUGACUAGUGCUUACUCUAGUCCUGCAUCAACAAAUGUUUUUUCUGUUGACGUUGUUACUGCCGAUACCAUAACAUUGUCAUGGAAUGCAUUAUCAAACCACCCGAGCAUGACAUACACAAGUUCAAUUUCACUCGGAGGACCUGUACAAACUGAACAGUUGCCCCAUCGCAGCAGACAGUUCACAGAACUGACAGCAGGAACUGAUUACACACUUGAGGUUGUAACGUACUUGGAUGCUGUUGGCACUUCAGUAACUUAUUUUGAAAUUAUUCAAACAACAGUUCCCGCGAAAGUCCAAAAUCUUCAGUGCAUGCCUUCAACGGAAACCUGUUUCUCAUUGACAUGGGAUGCUGCCAACUCUGCAACGUCAUACGCAUCAGAAAUAAAUCAAGGAACAGCAACUGGUGUUGUAGUUACAGUAAACAACACAGAACCUCGUGCUGAAGUCUGUAAUGUGGUAACUGGUAAUUUUUACAAUGCUUCUGUGUUACCAUCAAACUCAGCUGGAAAUGGAAUUGCUAGCGAAAUACCUCAGUGCUCAACACUCUUGCCCGCACCAACGAGUGUUUCCAUCGCUGUACACAAUCAAACUUGUUUUACUGUAUCAUGGACUACAAUAUCAUCAGCAAUCUCAUACACUGCAAAACUUGAAAAUAGUUCAACAAAUAUUGUGACUGCGAACUCAACAAGUAACUCUGCUCUCCUUUGCGGCCUUGAAACUGCAACUACAUAUCAAGCAUAUGUAAAAUGUACCUACGAAGCAGGAGAGAGUUCAUUUAGCACUGAAAACGCAUCACAAAUAUCAGCUCCAUUUGCACCAUCGCUCUCAUAUGUUUCUGCUACAGCAACUAGCAUUACAAUGUCAUGGAGUGAAUCGAGUGCAGCGAAAACCUACUACGUGCGAACAACGCAAAAGGCUCCAAUAAAAGCUUUCCCUACAAUUCAGUCUGUGGUCGGCGCAAGUUUAACAAUUAAUGAUUUGCAACCUGGAUACGAAUAUGAUUUUAUUAUCAUGGCUGAAAAUUCUGGAGGAAACAGUACAAAAAGCGUAACCCUAAGUCAAAUAACCGUUCCGAGAGAAGUUCAAAAUUUUCAAGUUGAUUAUGCAAAUGUCGAACAACGAUCAAUACCUUUCACAUGGACAGGAACCACUGGUGCAGCAAGUUAUGAAAUUUCGAUAAUAAAAGAUGGAACAGAAAUCAUGACGGAUUCCAUAACUGCUAGUCCAUGGAAUGGAAUAUCGGGGAUAGAAGAUGGCGAAAAUUACAAUGCUACCAUAUACGCAGUGUCUAAAGCCAUUGGAGUCGUGCAAAAUGGAUCAUCAAUUACAAUCUCGUUUAUAACAGCCCCACCUUCUCCGACUAACAUAGUUGCAGAUAGUAUAACUAUGAGCGGCAUGCAGAUUACAUGGAAUUCUUCCAAAAGUGCAACUAGUUAUGAAGUUAUAUUAAAACAAAAAACACCUGAUGGACCCUCUCAAAACAAAACAUCGACAACCACUAUGCAAUCGUUCAUUGGCUUAACAGCAGGAUAUGUUUACACAAUUACAAUUCGUGCCCGAAAUAAUGGUGGAUUCAGUGUAGCUAGCAGAGCAGUUGACCAGAUAACAGUUCCUGGCCAAGUUUCGGAUCUUGCACUGAGAGAUGGAUCGUCUCAAACGACAAGUUUCAGGUUGCAAUGGACAACAGUUACAGGAGCAGCAGCAUAUUUUGUUACAGUUAUGCGUACUGAUGGAAGUGGGAGUCCAAUGACUAAAACUGUCUCAGAUGGGUUUGCAGAUUUUGACUCAACUGAUGGCGUAACGGCUGGUACUGAUUACACGGCAUCAGUAACUGCAAAAACUUCAUUUACUGAUGGAAUACGGCAAACCAGUGCUGAAACAAAAUAUGAAUUUAGGACAGCUCCAGUGGAUCCAAGCAAACCUACAGAAAUCAGCACUACAGAGACAACAUUAACAUUUGGGUGGACGCCUGAUGCUUCGGGAGCCGAUAUCUAUGAAGUUAAAGUUCUUGAUGAAUCCGGAAUGAUAAUGAAAACAGUCAAUGUGACGACAACGAGCACAACAGUAACUGGACUGGCUAGUGGAACAACGUAUAUUAUUCAAAUCAAAGCUAUCAACAGUUUUGGAAGCAGUUCUCUCAUCAGUGGAACAUUGACAACACGACCUGCAAGUCCCGAGUUCUCUGUGACUGAAAUUUCAACGACUUCGUUUAAACUGGUGUGGACUUCUCUUUCUGGUGCAUUGGGAUACAGUGUUGCAGUGAAACGUACAAGUGAUAAUGUAGCAAUCUCUCUUCCAACAUCAUUUUUCCGAGGAACAACAGCAACAAUCACAAAACUUUCAGCUGGAACAAAUUAUACUAUUUCAAUGAUAACUCGCGGUCAACUUACAGAUAGUAUAGAAAAUAUAAUGAUUCAAAUAACAGUUGCUGAUGCUCCAGUCGUGAAACUUAGCAAUCGAACUUCGAAUUCACUUACGUUUACCUGGGACCCAAUCAUCGGUGUAAACAACUAUCGUAUAUCAUACAUGAUGGCUUCGGACACUAAUGCAACUGAAAUUACCACUACCGAUACUUCGAAUAAAAUUUUGGACUUGCAACCUGGAACAGUUUAUUCUGUUACAAUAAGUUCAGUCAACAAUGCUGGAUCCAAUGAUACAGUGAUGCUGUACUCAACAGUAAUCAACUCCGGUCCCGAAGUUACAAUUUUUGAUAUUACAACGACAGACUUCACGGUUUCAUUCCCAGAUGUUCAAGAUAGAGAUAAUUUUGAUAUAGUAGUCGAACCUGGUUCAAAGACCAUUUCCACGUCAACAAAUUCAUCUUCAAUUGAUGGAUUAAGUCCAGGAACAACUUAUUCAAUCACUGUCUUUGUUAAUUAUAAAACUGUUGGAAGAAGUUCAGGAAGUACAGCCGUCUCAGCAACAACUUUGGCAGUGGCUCCAACCAACUUUGCUGUAUCAAGCAAUACACAGAACGAAGGAAUAACUCUUAGUUGGACAGAAGUAUCUGGUGCAAUAAGUUAUCAAAUCACAGCAACAACGCCUACUGGAUCAUUAUCCUAUAAUUAUACAACAUCACCCCAACUCAUACCAACAGUACUUGGAUCUGUUUAUAACUUUUCUAUUAGAGCAAUAAAUAGUGAUGCAAUGUUGGGACCUGCGGCUACUCUUGAUACAAUUUUAGCAGCUGAUGUAAAAGUAUUCCAGCUCGAAAUAACACUGAACACUUCAUAUACGUAUUCCGCCAAUCUUGGAAACCAAUCGUCAUUAGAAUUUAUUCUUCUGCAAUCUGUCGUUGAAAGUAGGCUUGCCAUGAUUUUAUCGAAUGUUAGUGGAUUUGUUCAAGUUAAGAUCAAUGAAUUUCUGCAAGGAAGUGUGGUAGCAAGAGUGAAUGUUACCAUUUCAUCACCAACUGGUACAGGAGAUGCUAUUGUAAACGCAUUUGAAUCAUCGACUGCAGAUAAAACUACUUUUUCGACAAAUGGUUUGACAACAAAUUUGAACGAAUGCAUCAAUUCUCCAAGUCCAUGUGAUACAAAUGCAACUUGUACAAACACAGAAGCAUCAUAUACUUGCACUUGUUCUGGUGGAUACUCUGGAAAUGGCCUAACUUGUGCGGAUAUCAAUGAGUGUGAUGAAGCAAAUGUGUGUCAUGCAAAUGCAAUAUGUACUAAUCAACCUGGUUCGUAUAUGUGCACAUGUAAUACUGGUUAUACAGGCAAUGGUACUGCUUGUUCUGACAUUGAUGAAUGCCCUUCUGCAUGUAGUGGAGCAAGUACAUGUACCAAUACAGAAGGAAGCUUCAUGUGCAAUUGUACAUCAGGGUAUAUCUACAAUGGGACAACGUGUGUGGACAAUGAUGAAUGUGCGAUUGCCAGUUCAUGCGAUAUGAAUGCAAACUGUACCAACUUGCCAGGAAGUUACUCCUGUACAUGUCGCAUUGGUUACACCGGUGAUGGCACAUCAUGUUCAGAUCAAAAUGAAUGUGAAAACAAUCCAGAAAUUUGUUCCAAGAAUCAAACAUGUACAAAUAAUGAUGGCUCCUACACUUGUCCAUGCAAAACUGGUUAUGUUGAAAAUCUAGGAAGCACCAAUUGUAUUGAUCAAGACGAAUGUGCAACUAACCCUUGUCAUUCAGCGGCAACGUGCACUAAUAGUGUUGGAAAUUAUUCAUGUAUUUGCAAUGCUGGAUUCACAGGCGACGGCAUUUACUGCAAUGACUUUGACGAGUGUCUGUCUAAUGCGACUAUCUGCAGGGCAAAUGAAACCUGCACCAACACGGUUCCUGGCUAUUUUUGUUCUUGUAAAGUAGGAUUUGUUGGAGAUGUAUCGACAUCCUGCGUCGAUGUGGAUGAAUGUGCUUCCACAAAUAACUGCCAGCCAAAUGGUGUCUGUAGCAAUAGUAUUGGAUCAUAUUAUUGCACUUGUAACUCAGGUUACUAUGACAAUGCUGGAUCAUGUGAUGAUAUUGAUGAAUGUACAUCGAACGAAAAUGUUUGCUCUGACAGAGCUAAUUGUGUAAAUGAAAUAGGAACGUUCAGGUGUGACUGCAAAUCUGGAUUCAGUGGAAGUGAUAAUGUCUGUGUGGAUGUUGAUGAAUGCCUUCAAUCUCCAAAUCCUUGUGCUUCGUUUAACAACACGAAAUGUGUAAAUUCGAUGGGAUUCUAUUCGUGCAAUUGCACGGAGGGAUAUUAUCUAAAUGCCUCAAAAUGCGUGAACGUGAAUGAAUGCCAGUUAACACCAAAUCCGUGUGCAAGCGAUCGUGUUUGUGCUGAUAAUGAUGGAAGUUAUUCAUGUAACUGUCAACCUGGAUUCAGUGGAACUAACUGUGAUGAUUUGAAUGAAUGCUCGUUAGAAACCGAUAAUUGUGAUGCAAAUGCGGAUUGCGCAAACACAAUUGGAUCUUUUAGUUGUAGUUGCAAACAAUAUUAUGCUGGGAAUGGUGUGACUUGCACAGGAAAUAUAACGAAAGCAUACAUUGAACAAACAAUCACAAAAUAUGAGUAUUCAUCCGCAUUAUCUCGAGCAACAACAAAUAGACCUGAUUUAGAAGCAGAAGUUAAAGCACAAGUUGAGUUGCAAUUCCCCGGAUUUACUUUUGUGUCUGUUGUGUUUUUGAAUGGCCCUGGUACAUCUAUCAGAACAGCAUAUGUAAUACAGACUGUAAUGCCAGUUACUGUGCCGAUACUAUCUUAUUACCAAUCCGAUGUAGGUGACACGACGCUAUUUUCUUCCGCACCUUUGCUUGCACAAAAUUGCGGUUCUCAGCAAUGUGAUACGGGAUCAUAUUGUAUUGAAUUAAAUGACAUACCACAAUGUCGUUGUAAUACUGGAUAUAUCUUGAAUGGAAUGGUUUGCGUUGAUGUAGAUGAGUGUGCAUCUUUAAUUUCUUCUUGUGACACGCAAGCUACAUGUACCAAUACAGAAGGAAGCUAUACUUGUUCUUGUCAGACUGGAUAUGAAGGAGAUGGAACUGUUUGCUCCGAUAUUGAUGAAUGUUUGACUGUAACUUGUUCUGCUAAUUCUGGAUGUGUUAAUAAUGCUGGGUCGUUCCAAUGUGAAUGUGUUGCUGGAUAUAUGAAAUCUGCAGACAACGCGUCGUGUACGGGUCAAUGUGAUAAACCGUACUGCAAUAAUGGUGGAACGUGUGUACCUUCAACUGAUAACAGCAAUACUCCAACAUGUUUAUGUCCAUCUACUUUCCAAGGACCGACAUGUGAUGAUGAGGAAUCACCAAUAUACAGAAACCUUGCAAUUGCUUUUGGAGUAAUUGGUGGAGUAUUGUUCAUCAUGUUGAUAGCUGCGCUCAUUGUAUAUAUAGUCAGACGAAAGAGAGGAGACACCGACAUAGUUCCCUGAGGAGACAACUUAUAUUAGUUAUGCAUAUGUAAAAUACAUUUUUAUGUCAUUGUUCAUACAUAUACAAUUUUAAACAGCCUGUUUCCUUCCAAUGUUUAGACAAAUGUCUGAGUACAAUUUAUCGUUUGGCGCUUUUAUAUUUAACAUAACUAUAUGCCCUAACAAAGUAAAAGAACGAAAUAAAAAUGAGAUUAAUGUAAGGUGCAUAUUUUACAAAUUACAUAUAUAUCUCAAAAUUUCGUUUUCCCUUCCCUCGUUGUUAUUUUCAAGAAUUAGAAUUAAUAAUUUAUUUCUCAUGUGCAGUGUUUUGGCAAUAAAAAGAGUGGAAAUCAUGAGAUAUAUGUGAAAUAAGUAAUAGAUAUAUGUUUUGAAAGUGGUUUCAAUUAAAACAAGUUAUUUUGGUAAUUUUUCAAAUUUUCAAAUUCAAAUUCUCGAUAAAAAGGUCAAAAUAAAACAAGUCAAUUUGGUCAUUUUUGUUACUUUGGGUCUUGCUGACGGCACAUGAAAGUCACAUGAUGCAGGAUUUGUUGAUUUUCCCGAAUAUGUGUAUAUAUAUACUUUAUUGGUUGUUUUCCUGUACAUUUUAUAUGUGUAGUUUCUUGCUAAAAUUA
Molecule: messenger RNA, 10766 nt
Organism: Styela clava
Lineage: Eukaryota; Metazoa; Chordata; Ascidiacea; Stolidobranchia; Styelidae
Source: RefSeq, a predicted model, not a curated record